GCAGCGCGCUGUCCGGGAGCCGUUGCUCCCCGGCGGCCGUUAACGUUGUUCGGCUCCCCCGAAGCCAGGCGCUGAGUGAACCCGGGUGGUGACGAGGCGUGCAGUGAAGCCAGGGCUGCGGGUGUUAACCGCCCUCCCGCUAAUUUAAAUGCUUUUUAUUACUUCUCUCCAGAAGAGAAUGAGGAAAACCUCGAAAAUCCCUGCAGAUAGACCUCGCACAGCCCUUAAAACUACAGAGGCUGAGGGGAGGAAAGGGUUUGGAACCAUCAAAAGUAGCCUUCUAGGAAGAAGCCUUAUGUGGUGUGCAAAAUCUGAUAAAAGUGGGUGCACCCUGUCCGCCCCUAACUAGGUAUUCGAGAACAGCAGCCCACAUUUCCAUUUAGCAAGGUGCCAGUCAGAAGAAGACGCUCCACAUGGGUGAAUGUCAGUUUGAUCACUUAACACUCAUUUGUCAUCUAGACCCUUCUUUCCUGACAGUUAUAAGGGACUGGUCUAUAAGUUCCUGCUCCAGUUAAAUGUUUUAAAUCUCCCAUAUAAUAUGCCAUGCUUCUUCCCAGCCCUUUCCUUUCGGGAUGAUCUGUUUAUUUCACAUUAUUUAUUCUUGAAAGAUACAUACAAAAGCCUAUCAAAACCCUUCAGGCCACAGCUCACUUCCUCUGUGGAGCCCUGAGGAUUCUUCCAAGCUUCUGGUUGCUGUUUUCUCUUUUUGCAACAAGGCCCUUUUAUACUUAACCUCCUAGAGUGUUCUAGAAACGCUGGAAGACGAACUUUGCUCUUUUCAUCUUUGCAUAUCCAGUUCCUGUGCAGACCCCUGGCACAAGUUAGGUACUCAGAAAUGCUGAAUGAGUGAUUCCUAGGAAAUAAAGGUCCAGUAUCUUUCAGGAGAGAAACUGGAAAAUCUAGCCCAACCUAACUGCCCUCUGUGACUUAACCCUUGGAGGACUGUCUAGGAUCAGGAGUCACUUGAGUGUUUCCAUUGUCCUUGUCCCUCAGAUGCUCCCCUAAAUGUGGCUCUUCCUUUCCUAACCAUGUGGAUUGUUUCCUCCUCCAGCCUAGUUCUCUCAUUUCCAAGGUUACUUCCUCCAAAUAAGCCGUUUUUAUUUAUUGCUGGCAAUGCUUUAACAUAUACUAUUUUAUGUUUUAUAAUUUACACUGCCUGUCAUUUUGGAAAACAAUUGCAAGUUUUUCACAGCACCAUACAGCUUAUAAUCAGAUUUGUGCACAGUUGCAAGUGUCUACUGACAAAAUAGAACAACAAAAAAUUUUAGAAAUGUAUUUUUUAAAUUAAGAUAGAAUGGAAGUGGACAGAAGAAAUAUCAAAGGGGGGAGCUGCAGUGCUAGCUACAAAGCAGAAAUAUUAUUGGCAGAGCACUGCGAAGAAUGAGAAGAGUCAGAAGGAAGGCCUUAUACAAACUUUCCAAAUAUUUCAUAGUAAUGGUGAAAAUAUUUUAAAUUCUCAAAACCUACCUCCAACCCGUAGAUUAUACCAAGUUAAAAUGCAAGUCUCACACCAAUCCAUAAGGAAACCCAGCCUUACUGAACUUUGUUGCUAUACUGUUUACUAACAGAGGGUAGGAAUCAAUAUGUACCAGCAUGAAACUUCAUCUUUUGAUGAAUAGCUCACAUCAAACUGUUAAGUAAAAACAAAACAAAACAAAACAAAACAAAAACUGAAGAAGUAAAAAUGUAGAAAGCAUGUUUAAAAAACAUAGAUCAGUAUGUUGGCUAUGGGUUAUCUGUGAGCUUGUUGCUGAUGAGUUGUUCAGUAACAAUAAGUCCUUCGAUAAGGAAAAUGCUAGCUAGCUCAUCAUUCUACCAUGAGAAGAGCUAAAGAAGGAGGGCAUAAAUUAUACUCUGCAUGGUUUAACUUAGAUGAAAGAAAGAAAUUACUUGCCAUCCAGUAGCCAGAAAUGCCUAAGAAACCCAGAAACAGCUCCUAAAUGCCAUGACUUUCUGGAAUUUCUGUUGCAGGACACAUAGCUUCAGUCUUUUGGCUGAUUGUCUAGAUGUUUGAUUGGAUUGGCCGCUGUUGAUUAGGCUGGACCUACAGCCACCUCACUAAAGACUGCAUUCCCAGCCCCCUUUGUAGCCGGGUGUGGCCACGUGACAACGUUCUCGCCAGCGCAAUAUGAGGUACCUCCAAAAGCAGCCCUACUUUGGAGCAGUGGUUGGCAGGGUGGCCAACCGAAUUGCCAAAGGAACAUUCACGGUGGACGGGAAGGAGUAUAAGCUGGCCGUUAACAAUGGGCCCAACAGUCUGCAUGGAGGAGUCAGGGGCUUUGAUAAGGUCGUCUGGACCCCUCAGGUGCUGUCAAAUGGUGUCCAGUUCUCGAGGAUCAGUCCAGAUGGUGAGGAAGGUUACCCUGGAGAGUUGAAAGUCUGGGUGACAUACACACUGGAUGGUGGGGAGCUUAUGGUCAACUACCGAGCUCAGGCCAGUCAGACCACACCGGUCAAUCUGACCAACCAUUCUUAUUUCAACCUGGCAGGCCAGGGUUCCCCAAACAUCUAUGACCAUGAAGUCACUAUAGAAGCUGAUGCCUUUUUGCCUGUAGAUGAAACCCUGAUUCCUACAGGAGAAGUUGCUCCAGUACAAGGAACUGCCUUUGACCUGAGGAAGCCGGUGGAGCUUGGAAAACACCUGCAGGAGUUCCGUAUCCACGGCUUUGACCACAAUUUCUGUCUGAAGGGAUCUAAAGACAAGCACUUUUGUGCACGGGUCCAUCAUGCUGGAAGCGGGCGGGUUCUGGAAGUGUACACCACCCAGCCCGGGGUCCAGUUUUACACGGGCAACUUCCUGGAUGGCACGCUGAAGGGCAAGAGUGGAGCGGUCUAUCCCAAGCACUCCGGCUUCUGCCUGGAGACCCAGAGCUGGCCUGAUGCAGUCAAUCAGCCCCACUUCCCUCCUGUGCUGCUGAGGCCUGGUGAGGAGUAUGACCACACCACUUGGUUCAAGUUUUCUGUCGCUUAAGGAAGUGUAAAGACCCCCAGGGCCAGGCUGGGGGCCCUUCAACAGCCUGUCUCCUGUCCAGAGAGAAGAUUUAGAGGCUUUACAAGUGAUCCUGUGAAUCAAAAUCAUAUAAAGGGUAGCUGCACAAUAAUUAAUCUGGAUCUUGAUUUCCUUUCCCAGUGACUGGCUACAGGUUCAGUCUAUGACCAGCUCUGUCCUCUGUGUGGUUUAGGGGAUCCAACCGCCAAGGUUCUCACCUAAGCCCUGACCCUAACCCGAAAGGGACACCCAGCCCCUUGCUGUGUUGGCCCCAUCUCUCCACCCUUCUGCUUUCUUCUCUCCUUUUUGCCCCUCUUUUCUUUGAUCCUACUCUCAUUCCGUUUCUUUGUCCUCCUCCCCUACACCUCAGGCCACCGCGUCUCUGCGUAGCAAUUCAGAGCUCCGACAGACCCCUGAUAAGGUGGUAGAUGAUGGAGGGUGAAGGAGCUGAGGCUUAGGGAGGGCAAAUGACCCUCAUAAAGGCACACAACCAGAAGUUUUAGCCAAGAUGUGACAUCAGGUAUCCACAUUCAAGCCCCCUCUUUGCUUCCAUUUCAGUCUGCCAGAGCAUUCCCAGGAUCACUGGUGGACACAGGGGGUUUCGACCUUUGUUAGGGCCAGCCUUUCUUCCCAGAUUCAUGCUUAUGGGAAGCAUUAGUCUGAGUCUGAGUUUAGCUGUCUCUAAGGAUAUGACUUCAAGGGCCAGGUCAAAAUAUCCAGGAAGAAAUCUGUAAUUUUGAUCUCUGCCUUUGGGGUAGAGAAAGCCCCAGCCCAGGCAAGGCGUGGGAAAGAAAGCAAGCCUCUGGAGACAAGAGCUGUGUUAGUGUGGAAAGAGGGCCUUACCUGAGGACUGACUGUAGAGUGCACCUGGCACAAGAUGUUGGUGUUACAUAGUUGAGCCUGGAGCUCCCCCGUUUCCUGAACAAUUGAAUCAUCAGUGAUGGGUUGGGGUUGGUGGUUGGUUUAGAGUUUUAAAGAAAUCUAUCUUCUAUUAUAUGCUAGCAACCACUUGAAAUAAAACCAGAACUUGCACCUUC
Lynx canadensis (Canada lynx) is the source of this 4026-nucleotide messenger RNA. It is a transcript of the gene GALM, whose product is annotated as galactose mutarotase. Bases 2129 to 2971 code for a protein of 280 amino acids. The transcript has 8 exons. The record is from RefSeq and is a predicted model, not a curated record. Gene Ontology annotation, biological process: beta-D-galactose catabolic process via UDP-galactose, Leloir pathway; glucose metabolic process. Gene Ontology annotation, molecular function: aldose 1-epimerase activity; carbohydrate binding. NCBI's taxonomy places the organism in Eukaryota, Metazoa, Chordata, Mammalia, Carnivora, Felidae.